This is a messenger RNA of Aspergillus oryzae RIB40, 555 nucleotides long. RefSeq lists its product as uncharacterized. Lineage: Eukaryota; Fungi; Ascomycota; Eurotiomycetes; Eurotiales; Aspergillaceae. The transcript has a single exon. Bases 1 to 555 code for a protein of 184 amino acids. The record is from RefSeq and is a predicted model, not a curated record.
AUGGAUGUUACUCAAGCAGAAGCCUUGGGUACAAAGCUCCAUGGGGGUGGAAGGGAAAUGGAGCAGGCAUACCAGUUUCGUCUGAAGGAGCGUGAAAGAGAUUAUCAUCGUCGGGUCCAGCAAUGGGAAAAGCACAGACGCCAAGGAACCCACACUGGUGGGCGACCGCGGCGCCGGUUGAAGCCUACAUCACUGGAUGAGAACGAAGACAGUGAGAAACCUUCAUGGAGAAUCCAGGCGACAGCGACAUUUCCAUACUGGGACGUCCGGACACAAAUCUUAGAGCCGGGCACCUACUGCAAGGCUUGCACGUAUCACUGGGAGGAGGGAAAUGCAAAUGACUGGAGACGCAUGGAAACCAUUUGGCAUCCACAUCCUCCUAGCAGAGAGGCCUAUUAUCGAGCAUUCUUGGAGGCUGAUUUACCUCGGCAUUUUCUCAAUUGUGUAGCAGUGAAGGAGAAUUAUGACUUUCGUGUCAAACGUCCGAGCGAUAUCUUUUUUAGGAGGCAUGGGACUGACUUUAUUGUUGGACCCAAGAAUAAUACUGAUGUCUGA